Zophobas morio is the source of this 1294-nucleotide messenger RNA. Its product is annotated as putative tricarboxylate transport protein, mitochondrial. Gene Ontology annotation, cellular component: mitochondrion. The record is from RefSeq and is a predicted model, not a curated record. Bases 142 to 1083 code for a protein of 313 amino acids. Lineage: Eukaryota; Metazoa; Arthropoda; Insecta; Coleoptera; Tenebrionidae. Gene Ontology annotation, biological process: mitochondrial citrate transmembrane transport. The transcript is spliced from 3 exons. Gene Ontology annotation, molecular function: citrate secondary active transmembrane transporter activity.
GUCAAAUUUCAGUUUUGACAACUGUCACGUCAUGUUUACAUAAAUAUUUAUUUUUUUAUUAGUGAUAAUCACGUUCCGCAUAUCAAGUGUCUUUCCAAAUCCAUUUCACCGAAGGUCGUUCAAAAACUUCUACAUUCCACAAUGCAGCGGAAUGGACAAAAUUUCAACCCCUUUCCGCGGCCUUGGAUGAAGGAUACGGGGGCGGCCGCCGCAGCCGGGGGACAAGGUCUAAAGGGCAUUAUUGCAGGGGGCAUAACUGGAGGCAUAGAAAUCUGCAUCACCUACCCCACUGAGUACGUUAAGACCCAGUUGCAACUCGACGAAAAGGGCACCCGAAAACAGUACGAUGGCAUAGGCGACUGUGUGAAAAAAACCGUCAAGAGGCACGGUUUCUUCGGCCUUUAUCGCGGCCUCAGCGUCCUCCUCUACGGCUCGAUUCCAAAAAGUGCCGUCCGAUUUGGCACUUUCGAACACCUGAAGAAAUUCGCCGUCGACGACAAGGGCAAUCUGGGGCCUUACCAACGCCUACUAUGCGGUCUAGGUGCUGGUGUGAACGAAGCAAUUUUCGCAGUGACGCCUAUGGAAACCAUCAAAGUGAAAUUCAUCAAUGACAGACGCAGCGCCAAUCCCCGUUUUAAGGGUUUCCUGCAUGGCGUCGGUCUUAUUAUUAAAGAGCAAGGCGUCGGAGGCAUCUACAAAGGGCUCAUGCCUACGAUAUUAAAACAGGGCUCGAAUCAAGCCAUACGUUUCUUCGUUAUGGAAACGUGUAAAGAUUGGUACCGCGGUGGCGACCCUAAAGCUCAUGUUCCUACAGCUGCAGUUGGAGCGUUCGGGGCUCUAGCAGGAGCUGCUUCUGUGUUCGGAAAUACUCCCAUUGAUGUGGUCAAGACGAGAAUGCAAGGAUUAGAAGCACAUUUGUACAAAAAUAUGGUUGAUUGUGCUGUCAAAGUAUGGAAGAACGAAGGACCUGCCGCGUUUUAUAAAGGGACAGUGCCAAGGCUGAGUCGGGUUUGUUUGGAUGUUGCCAUUACGUUUGUGAUCUACGAUUCGAUCAUGGAAAUUUUCAACAAAGCAUGGCCUUGAUUUUGAUUUUCGUCGGGAUGGGAUUUAUAUUGUGUACAAGUGAAAUUUUAUAGGAUUUUUUAGGUACAAAAAGCAUUCCAGGAAGAGCCUGUAAAUUAUUUUGCUAUUUAUUUUUGAUAUUGGUCUGUACAUUCCCAAUUGUAUAUGGUUUUUGUUCUAGAUUUUAUCUCGUUAUGUUUUAUCAUAAAUAUAAAAUGCAUUUAUUGGUUUA